Molecule: messenger RNA, 744 nt
Organism: [Candida] anglica
Lineage: Eukaryota; Fungi; Ascomycota; Pichiomycetes; Serinales; Debaryomycetaceae
Source: the annotation of a GenBank genome assembly
AUGUGUAUGUCUAGAACUACCGAUACCAUUGAAGGGGGUAUUUUGGAGCUGGUUGGUCCUCAAGAAGGAGAAGAUGAUCCAGUUGAAAGUCUUACCGGCGCUGAAAUUCCAGAGCCAAAUUCUGGAGAUAGCGCUGUCGAGGAAGUUACAGAGUCUACUGCAGAGGAAAUUCUAGAGAACACUUCAAACACUUCAGAAGUAGUUCCAGAGCAUAAAAUUGCUAAUACUAUUGGCUCAGAGAUGGAUAAUGAAGUUGAAGCUGAAAAAAAAUCAAAAGACAAAGAUAAGCAAAAGAAAGCUGACAAGAAAAGGAAAAGAAAAGAGCUCGCCGAAGAAGCGAAAAGGGUCUAUAGAGAAGGAAUUUCGGUGGAAGCAGCUUUAAACGAUCCUAGGGAGAAAUGUUUUGGGUUUCUUAGUGGUAUCUAUUAUAAAUUUAGGAUAAACUGUUAUUCCGCUACCUGGUUGGCUGUCAUUUUUCUGUUCAUCGCAAAAGCUAUCUUUAUAUCGGUAUGUUUGGUAAUGAAAUCAACUAAGUUGAAGUUCUCAUAUGUUCCAUAUGCUGGAUAUAUGACCGUACUUUUGAGGUACUUAUACAAACGCGUUAAGAAAUUGCCACAAGCAGCAUAUCCAUAUCGCCGAGUUUUAUUAAUGUUUACAAUCUUUGCCAUUGUUGCCUCAUUGGUGACUGGUAUUGAAGUUAAGUUUUUUACCUGGCGAUCAACUGAAUAUUACCUAGUAUUAUAA